AUGCCCCUACCCUUUGAGGAGUUUCAAGGGAAGGGGGUGCUAGAUUUCACUUCUGUUUCUUCUUCUUCUGCUGCUGCUGCUGCUUCAGAUUCAUUUCUUUCAUCGCCGCCGCAAAAGUGGAUUCACCGCCACCACAACAGCAAAGAGAAUUGCUAUGUGGGCAGCACUGAGCCCACCUCUGUUCUCGACACCAGAAGAAGCCCAAGCCCGCCCACAUCCUCCUCAACACUGUCUUCCUCCCACGGCAGCGGAGCUAGUGGUGGCUCGACAGACACAACCACUGCGGCGGGGGUCGAAAACCCAUCUCAAACACCCUUAGAGGAACAAAAAUGCGGCCCGUCGCUCGGCAUGGAGGACUGGGAGAGCGUUCUGUCUGAGUCCCCGGGUCAAGAGCAGUCCAUCCUGAGGUUGAUUAUGAGUGACAUCGAAGACCCCUCUCUCGGAUUAAACACGCUGCUGCAGAGUUCAAGCGGCUCUGAUCAUCACCACCAAAAUUUGGAAUUCGGCUGCGGAGGGUUUCAGGAUGUGGUGGAUCAAGGCGGAGGAUACGGCGGCGGCUUCGAACCCGAUGAUCAUUCUGGGGGUUUGGUUAGCCCCUCUCUGCACGCAAGUUCUGGUCCUGAUUUUAAUUUCAGUAAUAAUGCCUCAAAUGUUGAGACUCAGAGCAGCAAUGUGAGACCAAACCCUACAAUGUUCUCUGCUUCAAUGAGUAAUCCUUUUCCGGUUUCGCUGUCUUCCGGCAUGUUUCAGCGGCAACAGAACAUGGGUCUGGAAGAGAAGCCUCAGAUUUUCAAUCCCCAGAUGGUAAUUAACCAAAACCAAGCUCAGUCUACACAGAACCCAGCUAUGUUUAUGCCUUUAACAUAUGCCCAAUCGCAAGAGCACCACCUUCUCUCACCACCUCCGGGAUCCUCCGUUCCAGAAACUGAAUGCAAAGAGCUCAACUUUGAGAGCUUAAACAACACAAGUGGAGUACUAGAAGCCGUUUCACUGUUCCCAGAUUUCAAAGAUGGCUCUUCGGACAGUGACUCAAGCGCGAUCUUGAACGAAGAUAACAGUCCAAACUUGACUGUGUCUUCAUCUGGGAUUCUUCAAAACCACCAGCUCAUCAAGUCUCCGGCUUCCACUUCACUCAAAUUCAACUGUUGUUCGUCGUCCUUCAGCCGUCAUGGUUUGCUUGGAAAUGUGGUCGUUUGA
This is a messenger RNA of Pyrus x bretschneideri (Chinese white pear), 1197 nucleotides long. RefSeq names its product scarecrow-like protein 22. Bases 1 to 1197 code for a protein of 398 amino acids. The record is from RefSeq and is a predicted model, not a curated record. The transcript has a single exon. Lineage: Eukaryota; Viridiplantae; Streptophyta; Magnoliopsida; Rosales; Rosaceae.